AUGUCCGACGAGGGCAUUCUCCUCCACGCGCCCUCCCGCAUCAUUGCGAACAACCCGUUACGAGCAAAAGAGGCCCCGAUCCAUCUUAGCAGCAAAUACCCGGUCAUCGACCACGAAUAUGAUGCGCUCGUUGUUGGUGCGGGUGGCUCGGGUCUGCGAGCAGCCUUCGGUCUAGCCGAAGCUGGUUUCAACACGGCUUGUAUAUCGAAGCUCUUUCCUACGCGAAGUCACACGGUCGCCGCCCAAGGUGGCAUCAAUGCUGCGCUAGGAAACAUGCACGAAGACGACUGGAGAUGGCACAUGUACGAUACCGUCAAGGGUUCGGAUUGGCUGGGUGACCAGGAUGCUAUUCACUACAUGACAAGAGAAGCCCCCCAGUCUAUCAUUGAGCUGGAAAACUAUGGUUGCCCGUUCUCGAGAACAGAGGAUGGCAAAAUUUACCAACGCGCUUUCGGUGGUCAAUCUCGAGAGUACGGAAAGGGUGGUCAGGCGUACCGGUGUUGCGCUGCCGCCGACCGAACAGGCCACGCUCUUCUACACACCCUCUACGGUCAAUCUCUACGGCAUCAAACCAACUACUUCAUCGAGUUCUUCGCCAUUGAUCUGAUCAUGGAAGAUGGCGAAUGCCGAGGUGUCUUGGCCUACAACCAGGAAGACGGCACUCUGCACAGAUUCCUCGCACAGAACACGGUUUUGGCUACUGGUGGCUACGGUCGAGCCUACUUCAGCUGCACGUCAGCGCAUACUUGCACUGGUGAUGGAAUGGCCAUGGUUGCUCGUGCCGGUCUGCCCAACCAGGAUCUCGAGUUCGUCCAGUUCCAUCCCACAGGUAUCUACGGAGCUGGCUGCCUGAUCACUGAAGGCUCUCGUGGUGAGGGUGGUUACCUCUUGAACUCCGAGGGUGAGAGAUUCAUGGAGCGAUACGCUCCUACUGCCAAGGAUCUUGCCAGUCGUGACGUUGUCUCCCGAUCCAUGACUAUGGAAAUCCGGGAGGGUCGCGGUGUUGGUCCCGACAAGGAUCACAUCUACCUGCAACUGAGCCAUUUGCCCGCGGAAGUGCUUCACGAGCGUCUGCCCGGUAUCUCUGAGACUGCCGGCAUCUUCGCAGGUGUCGACGUCCGAAAGCAACCCAUCCCUGUUCUGCCAACCGUCCAUUACAACAUGGGUGGUAUCCCGACACGGUACACUGGAGAAGUCCUCACUGUUGAUGAGCAGGGCAAUGACCAGGUCGUCCCUGGUCUGUUUGCUUGUGGUGAAGCCGCCUGCGUCUCUGUCCACGGUGCUAACCGUCUGGGAGCCAACUCGCUACUCGAUCUUGUCGUUUUCGGUCGUGCCGUUUCUCACACAAUUCGAGACAACUUCACCCCAGGCACGAAGCCCAAGCCGAUCAGCGCUGAUGCUGGUGCCGAAUCCAUUGAGACACUCGACCAAAUCCGCAACUCGGACGGCCCGAAGUCGACGGCUGAGAUCAGACUGGCUAUGCAGAAGGCCAUGCAGACUGAUGUGAGCGUCUUCCGAACCCAAGAGAGCUUGGACGAGGGUGUCAAGAAGGUCACCGAGAUCGAUGGCAUGUUCCCCCAGGUUGGUAUCAAGGAUCGCAGCAUGAUCUGGAACACGGAUCUCGUUGAGACCCUUGAGUUGAGAAACUUGCUCACUUGCGCUUCCCAAACUGCCGUUGCGGCGUCGAACCGCAAGGAGUCACGUGGAGCUCACGCCCGUGAGGACUACCCUGAGCGAGACGAUGAGAACUGGAUGAAGCACACUCUCACAUUCCAGAAGAAGCCGCAUGGUGGCGUCGACCUCGGCUACAGGCGAGUCAUUGGAACAACGCUGGACGAGGCUGAGUGCAAGGCUGUUCCACCGUUCAAGCGUACUUACUAA
Anthostomella pinea is the source of this 1881-nucleotide messenger RNA. The record is from the annotation of a GenBank genome assembly. Lineage: Eukaryota; Fungi; Ascomycota; Sordariomycetes; Xylariales; Xylariaceae.